CUCUUCAUAAGCACAGCAGCUUUAUGUCAACUAACCAUCACAAAGCACAACUGCAGCUCUGAAGAACUGAAUGAGGCUCCUCACAAAACACAUGGAUUAUUGCCGCUGAUUCAAGAGAAGAGAGCAUGGAGACCGUCUCAGGGGAGCUCAAUAAACCCCACUCAGAUGCCCGGUCCGGUCAGGGUGCGGGACAUGUCUCUGGCUAAAGCUGAGAUUGGAGUUCUGGGCCUGGUUCUCGCUCUCACAACACUAGGGAACAGUUUUGUACUGUGGGUUCUGUUGAGGCGGCGCAAAUACAACGCACCCAUGCACCUAUUUAUGGUCAAUCUGUGUGUUGCAGACCUUGUGGUAGCGUUUUUUCAGGUGCUCCCGCAGCUAGUAUGGGAUAUCACAGAGAGAUUUCAAGGUCCUGAUGUGCUGUGCCGCUCAGUGAAAUAUCUGCAGAUUGUGGGAAUGUUUGCAUCCUCUUACAUGAUUGUUGCUAUGACAGUGGACCGCCAUAAUGCCAUCUGCUGCCCCCUGCAGGCUUACAAAGGAGGGGCAGUUUCACGCUGGAAUACACCCAUCAUGGUAGCCUGGGGUCUAGCCCUUGUUCUCAGUGUGCCACAGAUCACCCGUAAAUGA
Sinocyclocheilus anshuiensis is the source of this 624-nucleotide messenger RNA. RefSeq names its product vasopressin V2 receptor-like. Gene Ontology annotation, cellular component: plasma membrane. Gene Ontology annotation, molecular function: vasopressin receptor activity; peptide binding. Gene Ontology annotation, biological process: cellular response to hormone stimulus; positive regulation of vasoconstriction; regulation of systemic arterial blood pressure by vasopressin. The transcript has 5 exons. The record is from RefSeq and is a predicted model, not a curated record. Bases 166 to 624 code for a protein of 152 amino acids. NCBI's taxonomy places the organism in Eukaryota, Metazoa, Chordata, Actinopteri, Cypriniformes, Cyprinidae.